AUGGGUUCCGUUGAAGGCUUGUCCGCAGACAGGAGAGCCAUUUUUUUCUUUGACAUAGACAACUGCCUGUAUUCCAAAAGCAAGAAUGUUCACGACCAUAUGGCCCGCUUGAUAAACGCCUACUUUAUCAAACAUCUCAACCUGGGCGUGGAGGAAGCUGCAAGACUGCAUCAACAAUACUAUAAAGAUUACGGGCUGGCCAUUGAAGGUCUCGUACGUCAUCACAAGAUCGACCCGCUGGAUUUCAAUCGGGAAGUGGACGAUGCCUUGCCGCUGGACGAACUGCUUUCUCCAGAUCCGGAGACUCGCCAAAUUAUGGAGUCGUUUGAUCGGUCCAAGGUCAAGCUGUGGCUCUUCACCAAUGCGCACAUCACUCACGGCCGCCGCGUGAUCAAGCUGUUGAAAAUUGAUGAUCUUUUCGAGGGCAUCACCUACUGCGACUACACGCAGAGGAAGUUGAUCGCCAAACCGUACCCGGAGAUGUUUGACAGGGUCGAACGAGAAGCAGGGGUGAGGGAAGAUACUCCGAUAUAUUAUGUGGAUGACUCUUUCUUGAAUUGUCAAGCGGCAUAUGCCCGGGGAUGGACGAACACAGCACACCUCGUCGAGCCGGGAACCCCAGAACCAUCAGAGAAGGCGUGCAAAUAUCAGAUCAGCCACCUUCGAGAACUUCUGCAACUUUUCCCGGAACUACUCAGGCAGAAGGAAAGCCAUAUGAAGGAUGGAGUGAGGUCGUGA
Capronia coronata CBS 617.96 is the source of this 738-nucleotide messenger RNA. RefSeq lists its product as uncharacterized. Gene Ontology annotation, molecular function: nucleotidase activity. NCBI's taxonomy places the organism in Eukaryota, Fungi, Ascomycota, Eurotiomycetes, Chaetothyriales, Herpotrichiellaceae. Gene Ontology annotation, biological process: nucleotide catabolic process; pyrimidine nucleobase metabolic process. The record is from RefSeq and is a predicted model, not a curated record. Bases 1 to 738 code for a protein of 245 amino acids. The transcript has a single exon.